UAAGGAAGAAAAGCAAACAGUAACGAUCGGCGGCCUCCUCCUCCUCUUCCUCCUUCCUCUUCUUCUUCUUCUUCUUCCUUUUAUCGGCUAACGCUUUUUUCCCUUUUUGUCUUUUAUUUUUUAGGGUUUCUUUCUGUUCUUAUUCUUGCAGGUAAAGAGAGAAGCGAAAAGAAAAUAUGGGGAAAUCUUCUUCUUCGCUGAAGAAGAAGCGAUCCAGGAAUCGCUCUCAGUCGCGUACAAUGAAGAAAAGUAAGAGUAAGAGUAAGAGUCGGAGAAAUAAAUCCAAGAAGCUUCAUCAUCGUAACCAUCCUGUUUCAUACUCGGAUGAUAGUGAUUCGAGAAGUUUGGUGUCUGUUUCAUCCUCUAGUUCUGAGGAUGAUUAUGGUAGUCAAAGGUCCCGGUCUCGUACAAGGAAGGAUGUGAAGGGCAGUAAGAAGAGGGUUCGGAGGAGGUCAUUGAGUAGUAGUGAAAGCAGUUUGGAUUCUUUCCGUGGUAGAAAACAAAAGAGGUCAAGGUCUACUAGAGGAGAUGAUAGUUAUGAGAGGAGGAAGAGAACCCACCUAAAGAAGAAGCCUAGAAGAGGUGUGAGUGUGAGCUCAGCCAGUAGUGGGUCAAGGAGUUGCUCAACUUGUCCAACUGUGAGCAGUAAUAGCAAGGAUGAGAGUGAGUUUGCGAGCAGAAGGAGCAAAUCUGGAAGGAAGGAGAAACAAAGAAAAAGGUUAGGGAAGCUUAAAACUGGAACUAAAAAAAGUAGGGACAGAUCAAGGAGUUGUUCUUCCUGCAGUAGAUACAGUGAAUGUAGUGAAUAUCAAAGUGAGGAGAAAGUGGUGGAGCAGAACAAUUUGAGGAGGCUAAGAUCGGUAAUCACUGUUAUUAAUGCAGAAAAGGAAGAGAUAGAGUUGGAAGGUGAUGAGCGUAAAGAGGAGAUUUUAUAUGAUCAUGAUGAUUACCUAUCUAGCAAAAGUAAUGAUAGUAAUGAUGGGGGUAUUAGGAGGGAGUUUUCUCAGCAUUCACAUCUUGCAUCUGAAAAGAAUAAGGAUGUAGAUGGUGAGCAAGGAGAAAAAACUGAUGCUUCUAACUUUAGAGCCGGCAGUGUUGUGGGUAGUGGAAAGGAUGGUAUUUCUAGCUGUGAUUUAGUUGGAAAAAAUGAUGCUAAAGACGAAAGGAAGAGUGAGGCUUCUGUUGCUGUCGGUAAUUCAGAUGGUGAUAAUUUGGAAUCAAUAUUAAGACAACAAGCUCUAGAAAAUCUAAGAAAAUUCCGAGGAGGAAUGCAAACAAAUUUAAACAUUCCAGCUGAUCAGAAAGAUAAUAAAAUUGCUAAUGUGAAUACACCGUCUAAAGAAAAGGCUGAAUCAGUUCGGCUUAAGUCCACUAGAGAAGAUGGUGCUAGAGUUGUGACUGCAAGUCAAGUAUCACCGCAGUUUAGGCUGCCUGCAACAAGAAAAGAUUCUUCUGAUUUGCCACUUGAUGGGAAGACUUUAGACGGGGAUGAUGGUGGCAAAGGAUCUCAUACUGCUGAGCAUGACGUUGCUUCUGCAAGGGACAAGGUGGCUCCCGCUUGUAGCCCUAAAGAAAAGGUCAAUGUAGCUAGUAGCUCUGUUUCUAUUAAGCCAAGACGUUUGAGACGAGAAUUGACUAAUACCACUCUAAAACGAAGUUCUGCUUCACGAGAACAUUCACGAGCCAUGUUGAUACCUAAGAGUGAAGGGAAUGAGAGUGUUGAGAAGCCCCCUCAAUCUGCAGAAUACCAGAGUGAUAAUAAAAAUGGUGAUAAAAUUAAGAAUGUGCAUAAUACUACUAGUGAUGGCCCUUCAUCUUGCCCCGGAUCUUUGUUGGCAGAUGUCAGCUCAGAUAAACCGCGAGAUGGAACUAAGGAGGGCUCACAGUUUGAGCAGAAGACAAUGUCUGUCAUGAGGGGUGGUGAACUAGUAGAGGUAAGUUACAAGGUCUAUAUCCCUAAGAAAGCCCCUGCAUUGGCUAGGAGACAACUCAAGAGGUGACAUUUGAUCAGUGGUGUGGCUAGGUGUGCAACUUCUCUGAUAGCUUGAAAGCUGAGACAGUAAUUGCAUCUACCAAAAUAACAGUAAAUGGUAAAAAAAAAAAAACCUUGCAAGAAAUUGAUUCUUGAUUGACCUGUAUUGUGGCACGUGAUAUGAUGCUUUAAAAGUAGGGGACGGAAGUUUGCCGUGUAUGGGUAACUAUGAGUUCAUAAAAAGGAUAGUGUGCCUGUUGCUGGCAUCUAUUACAAUGACGUUUUUGUUUUAAUGAGUAUUUAAGCUGACCUUCUUAGAAAUUAUUCAGUAUACUCGUUAUUGCUGCUUAACCAUAAUUAGAUUAAUUACAAGAUGAUUUGAAUCUUUGAUUAAAAAAAGGGAGUACGGUCU
Messenger RNA from Rubroshorea leprosula, 2384 nucleotides. Lineage: Eukaryota; Viridiplantae; Streptophyta; Magnoliopsida; Malvales; Dipterocarpaceae. The record is from the annotation of a GenBank genome assembly.